Molecule: messenger RNA, 940 nt
Organism: Rhizophagus irregularis DAOM 181602=DAOM 197198
Lineage: Eukaryota; Fungi; Glomeromycota; Glomeromycetes; Glomerales; Glomeraceae
Source: RefSeq, a predicted model, not a curated record
CAUCGCAUGUAUAAAUAUCACGUGAAAAUCUCGUGAGAAUAUAACGAUUGGGUUGUUGUUGGUCCUUAUUUCUGAAUUUAAACAUAGGUUAAUUUAGGUUACACACAAUCUAACGAUAAAAAAAGGAACAUCAGGAUGAAUUUUGGAUCACAAAUCAAUUAAAGAAAAAUUGGUGUACUCGAAAAUUUUUGAGGUAGUAUAUUUUUCUAUGUAUGGAAUGAAUGAAAUACUAUUAUUUCCAUACUUGAAACCAAAAUUCAAUACAAAAAAGCUUUCACUCUUAAUCAAUAACCACAGAGACCUACAAUCUAAAAUGUUAAAAAUUUCUUCACACCUUAUUUUAACCCAAAAACAAAAAGAACAAUUAUGUUCUCUCCCAGUUUCUAAGUUUACUGAUAGAAAAUGGGAGUCACAAAACGAUGCUACUUCCUUCUUGAAGGUGCAUAAUCUUAUACUUGAAAAUAAGCCGGAGCGCAAAUGGAAAGUACGUUAUAGUAAUAAAGCUAAGGGUAUUUGUCUUUUACAAUGUUGUUGUGGAAGUGAUGCAAGCUUAAGACCAAAAAAUGGUAACUCAAAAGCUCGAAAAUCAAGACAAAUUUACAAGUUUGUUGGAUGUCUCGCGUUUGCACGGAUUAAAAAAUAUAAAAACAAUUGUAUACAUAUCUUUGGUUAUCUUACUCAUUCGGAAGACUGUCAACGUCAACUUCCGCUUCGCCCUCUUAAUGAAACAAUAAAUUGGCAAUAUGGCUUUUCAACAUACUACCAUAGUUUUUACAAGAAAAUUCUAGAUGAAGAAUUCCCAAACAUAUCACAACAAGAAAGAGUUGCGAAAGCGAAUGAAUUGUGGAACUCUUUAUCUGAUGAAUUAAGGACCUCCUUUAUCCAGUAUGACGAAGUCAAGAGAUUGCUUGAAGAUAACCACCCCAACAUAACUCAAUAA